CGCCACAUCGGCAAGCAUUAAGUACGCGUUGCGCGCAUUUACUGCAAAAAAUAUCCUGUGCGUUGUGGUAACAAUCAAAAAAAAAAAAAAAUUACAGUGUGAAAAGCUAAAUUUUGCAAAAUCUUAACACAGCGUGUGCAUUGUAAAACGGACGGAAAAUGAAGAGUUGAAAACAUAUAAAGGCGAAAGGCGAAAGAGUCUACCUUGAAAAUUCUAAAGCACAUCCUUAAGUGAGUGAUAAAAGUGUACGAGUAUGUAUAUAUGUACGACAAGAAAAUUACACACAUACACCUAAACGUAUGUAUGUACAUGCACAUGCACGCAAACAACGCAACAACGAGCACACACAUAUCGCUGUGUAUACUUUGAAAUAGAAAACAAAAAACUACAUGGAAAUGAAAAGCAUUCUGUAAAUGUCGUUGACGAGGCGAGGCGGCGGUUGAGAAGUGCCUUCCAAAGCGGUUCGACAACGAGCUAAAGAACCACACGCUCAGCGGAAAACAGACAAAAAAUGCGUCGCCCGAAAUUUUCGUUGAAGAAAUAUUUUUAUUUCACACUCUUUUGCGCGCUACUUCUGAUAUUCGGAUUCAAUUUGCGUGAACAUGAAAUUUGGAAAUCGAAAAGCGCAGCACCACAAGCACAAGCGCGUUCACCAGACGAACAAGCCGUGCAACCUUAUACGCACAUCGCCAUCACUGUGGCGUCGGAUGAUGAGGCAGGGGCGCUGAGCGCACACGUCGACGACUCGGGCGAAGCGCCUGCGCUUAGCACCAACAACGCGCCACCCAUAGACGCUGUAAAUAAUGAAUUGAGCGAACAACAACAGCAGCAACAUUUGCAUCCAGGACAGGUGCCAUUGGAAAACACCGCUGCACGUCCUUGGUUCUUCCGGCAGGGCGAGUACUAUCCGAAGCCAGCGCACGCCGCGCCUACGCGUACAGGGCAGGGUAAACGUGGCAGUUAUGGUGGUGGUGGUGGUGGCGGCGCAGGCGGCAGUUUGGUGCGUGGCAAGAAGCAUGAUCCACGCGGUGCUGGACUCUUCCCCUAUCAAAACCCGCACAGUGAUCGCAUUGUCAAUCAGUUGAUGUAUGUGCCGCCGAACUAUGAGAAGGUGCGCGCCAGCGGACGACUGAAAAUCAUACUGCUCUACAAUGGACUCGGUCCAUGGAAUGUAAAGCAAGGUCGUGAUGUCUUCCUACGCUCGAAGUGUCCAGUGGAUACCUGCGAACUGACAUCGAAUCGUGGUCUCGCCGACAAAGCCGAUAUGAUACUCUAUAAGGAUCAUUUUAUACCGACUGGGCUGGGGCGACCAGCGAACCCACAGCAGAUUAGCAUGUUGUAUUAUCUGGAAUGUCCAUAUCAUACGCAAAAUGUGAAAGUACCAGACGCCAUUAACUGGACGGCCACCUACAGGCGUGACAGUGACAUUGUGGCGCCUUAUGAGAAAUGGGUCUACUUUAACUCGAAAAUCAACCAAGUGGAGCAGGAUCACAAUUAUGCCAUGAAUAAAACGAAAAAAGUCGCUUGGUUCGUUUCAAAUUGUGGCGCACGAAAUGGACGCCUGCAAUUCGCGCAUGAAUUGCAGAAAUAUAUAGAUGUUGACAUCUACGGCGUUUGCGGCAACUACAAAUGUUCGCGCAACACCGCCGACAAAUGUUUCGAGCUACUCGAUCACGAAUACAAAUUUUACCUCGCCUUCGAGAAUUCCAAUUGCAAAGACUACAUCACCGAAAAGUUCUUCGUCAACGCACUGCAACGCAAUAUUUUACCAAUUGUAAUGGGUGCACGUCCGGAGGAUUAUGAGGUGAGCUCACCACAUCGUUCCUACAUCCAUGUCGAUGAAUUCGCCUCGCCCAAAGAAUUAGCCGAAUACUUGCACAUACUCGAUAAAGACGACGAACUCUACAAUUCGUAUUUCAAAUGGAAGGGCACCGGUGAGUUUAUCAACACGUACUAUUGGUGUCGCGUUUGUGCCGCACUGCAUGACGAGGAGUCAUUACGUAAGCCGCGCUGGUACACGGACGUAAAUGAUUGGUGGCGCGGCGCCGGCGUCUGCACCAACGGUUCGUGGCGKAAUUUUAAGGCGCGCAAGGAUGUCAUACGCGACGAUUAGUGGCGACUGCCAUUGGGUUAUUGGCUGGCAAUUGCAAGCAUUGUUAUUGAAUAUGUUAAGUAAUAGUUUAAGCCAUCUUUAUAAAAACACAAUACAAUACAAAAACAACACAUCAAAUAAUACCGAAUUGCUUAGUGGAUUGAAUGUGGAAUGCGGUGUGGAAGUGCGUGAAUGGUUAUACUCGUACGUAUAUGCAUGCGUAUGUAUGUGUGCAUGUGUUUGUAAGAAUGAGUGUUUGUUAGUGUGACGCACAAUUCGAUGAGGUUAGACUCAGCAGCAGCGGCUAGUGGUUUCUGGCGGUAGGCAGGUGUUGACGGGAAGCUAACCGCUAAAGCAAAAAGCCACAGCCACAUGAAACACAUGAACAUACAUACACUUAUAAAAUUUAUAAAAACAAAAACUAAGAUAAGAAAAUAGUUAGUUUCAUCCGCACCGAAGCUAUAAUACCCUUCACAGGUAUAUUUCUUAUAGCAUAAAGGAUUUUAAAUGAUCACUAUAUUCAUUUUGAACGGUCGGUUUGUUUGGAAGCUAUACAGGGUUUGUCCGGAAAGUAGUAGGACUGAGUCGAUUUAAAAAAAUUUA
This is a messenger RNA of Bactrocera latifrons, 2695 nucleotides long. RefSeq names its product glycoprotein 3-alpha-L-fucosyltransferase A (gene FucTA). Gene Ontology annotation, molecular function: alpha-(1->3)-fucosyltransferase activity. The record is from RefSeq and is a predicted model, not a curated record. The transcript has 6 exons. Bases 512 to 2113 code for a protein of 533 amino acids. Gene Ontology annotation, cellular component: membrane. Lineage: Eukaryota; Metazoa; Arthropoda; Insecta; Diptera; Tephritidae.